UCGACAACCAUGGCUCGUACCAAGCAAACCGCUCGUAAGUCCACCGGAGGAAAAGCUCCUCGCAAACAGCUGGCCACUAAGGCUGCUCGUAAGAGUGCUCCAGCCACCGGAGGAGUCAAGAAGCCUCAUCGUUAUCGGCCAGGAACCGUUGCUCUGCGUGAGAUCCGUCGUUACCAGAAAUCCACCGAGCUGCUGAUCCGCAAGUUGCCCUUCCAGCGUCUGGUUCGUGAAAUCGCUCAGGAUUUCAAGACCGAUCUGCGUUUCCAGAGCUCAGCCGUCAUGGCUCUGCAGGAAGCUAGCGAAGCCUAUCUGGUUGGACUGUUCGAGGACACCAAUCUGUGUGCCAUCCAUGCCAAGCGUGUCACGAUCAUGCCAAAGGACAUCCAACUGGCUCGUCGUAUUCGUGGAGAACGUGCUUAAAUUUUCAUUCGUUGGUUCAAACAAACGGCCCUUUUUAGGGCCACCAAAUUUUCUUUUUAAGAGAUAAUUAUGAACUUUUAUUUGCCUUAUCAUCAAACAGAAGCGGAUCUAUGAAUCGCACAGAUAGUUUUAAGCUAUCCAUAACACAAAUGACCUGCAAAUAUUUCUUCUAUAUAUUCGAUUUCUUAUACCGAUUGCGCUCUAGCUUUGAUCUUUCCACCAAUCAUAAUUUAAAUUCUUCUAACAGUUCUUCCUUCAAUGAUAAAACUCGUCGAUGUUCCAUGAAUUUAAAUCUGAAUGUAACCCAACGACAAGGAAACUUAAAUAACAAAAAAAUAUAAGUUUAAAAAAACUGUAAAUAUUUUGACUGUCAAAAUAAAAUCGUUUCCCGAGCAGACUUUGAUG
This is a messenger RNA of Uranotaenia lowii, 825 nucleotides long. Its product is annotated as histone H3. Bases 10 to 420 code for a protein of 136 amino acids. The transcript has a single exon. NCBI's taxonomy places the organism in Eukaryota, Metazoa, Arthropoda, Insecta, Diptera, Culicidae. Gene Ontology annotation, molecular function: DNA binding; protein heterodimerization activity; structural constituent of chromatin. The record is from RefSeq and is a predicted model, not a curated record. Gene Ontology annotation, cellular component: nucleosome.